This is a messenger RNA of Pyrus x bretschneideri (Chinese white pear), 1809 nucleotides long. RefSeq names its product protein NRT1/ PTR FAMILY 5.2-like. The transcript has 4 exons. The coding region runs from base 1 to 1809 and encodes 602 amino acids. Gene Ontology annotation, molecular function: tripeptide transmembrane transporter activity; dipeptide transmembrane transporter activity. Lineage: Eukaryota; Viridiplantae; Streptophyta; Magnoliopsida; Rosales; Rosaceae. Gene Ontology annotation, cellular component: membrane. The record is from RefSeq and is a predicted model, not a curated record. Gene Ontology annotation, biological process: transmembrane transport; dipeptide transport.
AUGGCGACCGUUGAAGAGAAAGGCUUAGAAGACGAUCACACACAAGAUGGGACUGUGGAUCUCAAAGGUAGACCAGUUUUAAGAUCAAAUACUGGGAGAUGGAGAGCUUGUUCCUUCAUUGUAGGGUAUGAAGUGUUUGAGAGGAUGGCAUACUAUGGAAUUGCAUCAAACUUGGUGAUUUAUUUGACAACGAAGCUGCAUGAAGGCACAGUUACCUCUGCAAACAAUGUUACCAACUGGGUUGGCACUGUUUGGAUGACACCGCUUUUGGGAGCCUAUAUAGCAGAUGCUUAUCUUGGUCGAUAUUGGACUUUUGUUAUUGCUUCAGCCAUAUAUCUUGUGGGUAUGUCCCUGUUAACCCUAGCAGUAUCACUACCUGAUCUAAGGCCACCCUCAUGUGCCCAAGGAAUCAAAUAUGAAGAUUGUGACAAAAGAGCCUCACCAUUCCAAGUGGCCAUAUUCUAUGGUGCACUUUACAUAAUUGCCAUUGGAACUGGUGGGACCAAACCCAACAUCUCCACCAUGGGAGCAGAUCAGUUUGAUGAGUUUGCGCCCCAAGAGAGGAUCCAAAAGCUCUCAUUUUUUAACUGGUGGAUGUUCAGCAUCUUCUUUGGAACCCUUUUCUCAAACACAUUCUUGAUUUACAUACAAGACAAAGUUGGAUGGGCUCUGGGAUAUGGUCUCCCGACACUUGGCCUUGCAAUCUCUGUUGUGGUGUUUUUGUUAGGGACUAAGUUUUACAGGCACAAAUUGCCUUCUGGGAGUCCAUUUAGUAGGAUAGCUCAUGUGUUUGUGGCAAGCAUAAGGAAGUGGAGGGUGGCAAUCCCAGAUGACCAAAAGGAGCUUCAUGAGUUGAGGUUGGAAGAGUACACAAAGGCUCGGAAAUUCAGAAUUGACAACUCCACUUCCUUGAGAUUUCUUGACAAAGCGGCCGUAAAGAGCGGACCAACCUCGCCGUGGAUGCUAUGUCCAGUGACACAAGUGGAAGAAACCAAGCAAAUGGUCAAAAUGAUCCCAAUUCUAGUAGCAACAAUUGUACCAAGCAUGAUGUUAGCUCAAGGAGGAACAUUAUUUGUCAAACAAGGCACAACCCUAGACAGAAACAUAGGGCCUCAUUUCGAGAUCCCUCCGGCGUGUCUCUCAGCAUUCAUAACAAUCUUCAUGCUGAUAAGCCUCGUGGUGUAUGAUCGCUUCUUCGUUCCAUGGAUCCAGCGCUACACGAAGAACCCUAGAGGGAUCACAUUGCUUCAAAGACUAGGCAUUGGCCUUGUGUUGCACGUUUUGAUCAUGAUCACAGCUUGGUUAGCUGAAAGAAAGAGACUGAGUGUCGUAAGAGAACAUAAACUAUUUGGGCCAAGGGACACACUUCCCCUAACAAUUUUCGUUCUCCUCCCUCAGUUUGCUUUGCUGGGAAUUGCUGAUUCCUUCGUCGAAACAGCUAAGAUAGAGCUGUUCUAUGACCAAGCACCAGAAGGAAUGAAAAGCCUUGGGACUGCAUACUUCACUACCAGCUUGGGAAUUGGGAGUUUUGUCAGUAGUUUUCUUCUUUCGACAGUUUCGAAGAUCACCAAGAAACAUGGUCGGGGUUGGAUUCUGAAUAACCUAAACAUCUCUCAUUUCGAUUACUACUACUUGUUCUUGGCUGCACUGAGCACUCUCAACUUGCUCUUCUUUCUGCUCGUUGCAAAGUACUUUGUUUAUAACGCAGACCCAACAGAAUCAAAAGGCAACUUUGCCAUGGAAACUUCGCCGAGCAAACCUUCGGCUCAAGCUUCUACCGAAGCCUCAAAUGCUUCACUCAUAAGCUGA